AUGGGUAAAACAAUUGAUGCAUAUACAGCCGAAGCUAUGGCUAUGAAGAAGGGUCUGCAACUUGCAGAUUCUCUGGGUAUUCAUAAACUGCUAGUUCACACAGAUUGUGCAGAAUUGGUCAAGGAGAUUAAUCAAGGAGCAGUUAAUUCAGUAGCGGCCCCUAUUUUUAAUGAUUGCUUUGAGAUUUGUAAUAAUUUUGGCCAUGUUAGUUUUGAGCAUUGUGCGCGUGAUUCGAAUCGCGUGGCUCAUGAGCUGGCUAGAAGGGCUAGGGUUGAUCCUCCGGGUGUGUGGACGGACAAUCCUCCCUCUUUUAUCCGUAGCCUUAUUUUGGAUGAUUUGUCGUUAUUGGAGAUGAAAUAA
Triticum turgidum subsp. durum (durum wheat) is the source of this 360-nucleotide messenger RNA. The record is from the annotation of a GenBank genome assembly. NCBI's taxonomy places the organism in Eukaryota, Viridiplantae, Streptophyta, Magnoliopsida, Poales, Poaceae.